Molecule: messenger RNA, 1111 nt
Organism: Orcinus orca (killer whale)
Lineage: Eukaryota; Metazoa; Chordata; Mammalia; Artiodactyla; Delphinidae
Product: histone H2A type 1-A-like
Exons: 2
Coding region: 1-411 (136 amino acids)
Cellular component (GO): nucleosome
Molecular function (GO): DNA binding; protein heterodimerization activity; structural constituent of chromatin
Source: RefSeq, a predicted model, not a curated record
AUGGAUAGUGACGUGUAUGUAAAUGAGGUGAUUCCAACGUGGCAAGCACGUACUAAGGCCAAAUCUCGUUCGUACAGAGCCGGCCUGCAGUUCCCUGUGGGCCGAGUCCACCACCUUCUCCGCAAGGGCAAUUACGUCGAGCGGAUUGGGGCCGGCACACUGGUUUACCUGGCAGCGGUGCUGGAGUACCUGACGGCCGAGGUCCUGGAGCUGGCGGGCAAUGCGACCCAUGACAACAAGAAGAUGCGCAUCAUCCCGCGUCACCUGCAGUUGGCCAUCCGUAAUGACGAAGAGCUCAAUAAGCUGUUGGGCGGUGUGACCAUCGCUCAGGGCGGUGUCCUACCCAGCAUCCAGGCAGUGCUGCUGCCCAGGAAGACCGAGAGCCACCACCACAAGGUUCAGUGCAAGUAACACUUCACAAGUUGCAAAGCCAAGUGAGUAACCUGAAUGUCUAAAGGAGAAAAGCCCCAAGCUGAAACCAAAGCCACUCACAAUUACUGAGAAACAGCUUAGGUUUAGAAAGAGACUACAGAGCAGUAAUUGGUACCAAAAAAGAACUCACCACAACUAACGCUAACAGAACUCUGAACUCUGAAAAGUAUGUAGCUCCGGUGACACCCCUGAAACAGUUUAACUUCAUAAAAAUUUUCCCAACGAAACUCGUGAACUUGGGUGUAAAUUUUUUUACAUUUCAGAGUAGAUAGAGCAAACAUCCUAGCGGGCUCCUGGCGGGAUGGGGGUGGGGUUGGAGGAGAUGCCAUUCUCCUUGGGGAAAGAAGCAAAUUUAGGAUUGUUCUGACAAUGAACACAAUUCCCAAGAAAGAAUUAAGACGCAUGAUCUUUAGGGAGGAUAAAGUUAGACUAAACGAGUGGAUUAAAAGCAAAGACUGGUGAAGUUGCAGCUUUUGGCUUAACUCAUGUUUGGAGAGUAUGUCAACAGAAUGUCAGCCAAGCAGCUAGCAAGUCAGUAUGCAUCACGGCUUCUUGUUCUCUCAAGUGCUUUCUAGCAAGGGAUUUCCAAGAGUUCUAGGAUGGUUCCAUAUCCUGAAAUCUCUAAGCAUGACAUGUUAAGCCAAAAGAUAAAAGACAUACUUGACAGCUAACUACAUGA